Molecule: messenger RNA, 636 nt
Organism: Fusarium venenatum
Lineage: Eukaryota; Fungi; Ascomycota; Sordariomycetes; Hypocreales; Nectriaceae
Product: Fms-interacting protein-domain-containing protein
Biological process (GO): mRNA export from nucleus; positive regulation of DNA-templated transcription, elongation
Cellular component (GO): THO complex part of transcription export complex
Molecular function (GO): mRNA binding
Source: RefSeq, a predicted model, not a curated record
AUGGCCAUCGAUAAGAUUGUAACGGACCCGAGGCUCUGCGCCGUCCUGCAGAUUGCCGACCAGGCACGCGAUCAAGCCAGCGCCCUCAUUAACCUUGGCGAACAAACAUACAGCCAAGGACCUGCAUCGGACAAGGCGCAAGAUGAGAUAUUCAAGCAACAAAGACUCCUUUUCACCACUGUGGCCCAUUUGAAAGGAUUGCACCGAAAUGCCUGCCUUACAGCCCGCGAGACAAAGGCUCAGACUGCCGAGUCGCGUCAGGAAGUCGAUCGCUUGCACCUCCAACUUCAGAACCUUUACUACGAGCAACGGCACCUUCAGGGAGAGAUCACUGCCUGUGAUUCCUACGACCACAAAUACCAGCAAUUGCCUCUGAUUCCCGUGGAAGAGUUCCUAGCACAGCACCCCGAGCAUCAAGAUGAUGAUGAGGACACCUUGAUGGUGGCGCGCAUCGACCACGAACGAGCCGAGCGUGAAGCGCUUGAGCAACAACGACAGGAGCUCCUCAAGCGAAAGCAAAAACUCAUUGCGGAUAACAAACGGCGAAAGGAUGACUUGGCUAACCUUGACAACGAUCUCGAGAAGUUUAUUGAUGCUGCCAAACCAAUCCAGAAACUUUUCGAAAAGGCGCCUUGA